Molecule: messenger RNA, 684 nt
Organism: Phytophthora infestans T30-4
Lineage: Eukaryota; Oomycota; Peronosporomycetes; Peronosporales; Peronosporaceae
Product: uracil phosphoribosyltransferase, putative
Exons: 3
Coding region: 1-684 (227 amino acids)
Source: RefSeq, a predicted model, not a curated record
AUGGCGAGCCCCCAGCUGAUCAAGGAGAUGGAGACCAAGUACCCGAAUCUGAGCGUGCUACCAUACCGCGCGUUGGCGCCGCUGCAGAUCAAGCUGCGCGAUGAAAAGUCGACGCCCACUGAGUUCAAAUUCUACGCCGACCGCCUCAUGCGGAUCCUGGCCGAGGAGGGCUUGGCUGCUUGUGCCAACAAGACGCAGACAAUUGUAACCCCAACAGGCGACUCAUUCACGGGCCUCGUGCCAGCCGAAAAGGUCUGCGCUGUGUCCAUUAUCCGAGCAGGAGACAGUUUGCUGCAGUCCAUCAUCGAAUGCGACCCCACGGUCUCUGUGGGCAAGAUCCUGAUCCAGCGUGACGAGAAGUCAGAGGACAAGCACCCGGUCAUGUACUAUUCCAAGCUCCCACCCAAUGUGGAGAAGCUGGACAAUGUACUGCUGGUGGACCCCAUGCUGGCCACCGGAGGCAGCGUCAACAUGGCGAUCAAGACUUUGAUUGACGCUGGUGUGGAGCAGAGGAAGAUUACAUUUCUAAACGUCAUUUCAUGCCCAGAGGGGCUCGCUACACUGUUCAACGCAUAUCCAGACGUGAAGGUCGUGACUGCUGGCCUGGACAUUGGACUGAACGCCUACAAGUACAUUCUGCCUGGUCUCGGCGACUACGGAGACCGCUACUACAACACCGUUUAA